Messenger RNA from Nezara viridula (southern green stink bug), 1154 nucleotides. Lineage: Eukaryota; Metazoa; Arthropoda; Insecta; Hemiptera; Pentatomidae. The record is from the annotation of a GenBank genome assembly.
GUAAGGUGUAAGGUAGUUACGUGAAGUGUCAAUGAUGUUCAAAAUAUCGGAUAACAAGCCAGUUAUUGCUUCAAAAGGUGUCUCGUACACCAGCGUUAUCGAUUCUUUAGAUGGCUUAAACAGUGGUGUACCUACCCGAACUACUGCUACGCUUACCCCUACUACAUUAAGGAAUAUAGAACAAACAUUUCAAGAAUGCCAAGAUGAAACUCACCAGAAUCAAGCAAGAUUUGUUCCUCCUCUCGUACAACCCUCCUCUCAAGUCCUUCAAAAAACCUUUAUGAGUGUUGUUGACACUAAAAGUUGGCAAGGUGGAAGGAUCACUGAGCAGCACAGUGGUAAUAUACCAGUUGAAAUACUAGGAAAUUCAAUUAUAAGCCAACCAAGAAGAAAUGUUGGUGGAAGGCGUCCAGUUAAAGAUAAAUCUAUAUCACCGGAAGAAGAAGAAAGGAGAGCAGUAAGAAGAGAAAGGAACAAGUUGGCUGCUGCUCGAUGCAGAAAAAGGAGAUUAGAUCACACCAAUGAACUAAUGAUGGAAACUGAAGGAUUACAAGUUAAAAAGAAAGAUUUAGAAAAGGAUAUUUUUGAACUAGAAUUUCAAAAAAAAGAGUUACAAUAUCUGCUGGAUAAUCAUAAACCCUGUUGCUUUAAAAUGAAUAAAGACAUUAAAAGCAAUGAUGAUUCUAAAGACUUCUUCAAUGGCAAAGAAAAUGAUGUCACUUGUGCUAAAAUAUCAACAUUGAAAAGAAAUGUGGGUAAAAGGCCAACCACUCUGUUAGUACCUACAUCCUUCCCUCCUGUUUCGAUACCUACAGAAGUUGAUGGUGUUCCUAUUACAACACCAACUGCUGGAAUUCCUUUCAAUUUUGAAUCCAUAAUGGAAGGUGGAACUGGAUUGACUCCUGUGUCUGGUCCUCUCAUCCCCUCUUGUGCCACACAACAACGGAAUGCAGGGUGUGUUGAUUUAUCAAGUCCUGAUUCUAGUAAAUUAGUAUCUCUGUGAUAUUUAUUGAAAUUUAUUUUUAUUUAAGAGAGCAACAGUAUAUUUAAAAUACCAUAUUUAAAACUACUUCUUUGUCGAACAUGAAGUCUAAAGAUAAAUAUUUUUUAUAUAAACCAGUUAAAAUUUAUUUUACUUUUAAAACUGCCAAUUU